ACACACACACACACAGGGAGUCAUGGGAAGAGGUAGACCGACAGUCACAGUACUCUGUAGUGGUGUAGAGAGAGACGCAGGCAGCGGUCAGUAUGAGAGGAGAUAAGUUUACAGGGUGAGCUCGGCUGGUUGGCAGCCGUUGUCGUAUUCUUGGAGAGACAACCGUAAACCCGGUGGACGUCGAGGAGUCGUGGGACAGUCUGUGUUUAACGGGACGGAGGAAACAAAUAGAGAAUACGGACACCGAGCGGCGGCGGCGGCGGCAGGAGCAGGGCGAGUGUGAGGGCUUUGGCGGCGGUCCCGCUGCUAGCGAAACAUGAACAAAAACCACCGAGUGCCGAGCAACCGAUCUCUGAGUGCCGUGGAGGUGAAGAGCAAGUUUGGUGCAGAGUUUCGUCGAUUCUCUCUGGAUCGAUCGAAGCCAGGCCGCUUUGACGAGUUCUAUGGCCUCCUGCAGCACGUACAUCGCAUCCCCAAUGUGGAGUUGUUGGUCGGCUACGCCGACGUGCAUGGCGACCUGCUGCCCAUCAAUAAUGACGACAACUACCACAAAGCCAUCUCCACAGCUAGCCCUCUACUCAGGCUGUUUCUGCAGAGGAAAGAGGAGGCUGAUUACUCGACGUUUGGCACCGACUCGCUGACGAGAAAGAAAAACACAGUGCUUUCCGCGGUUCUUCUGCGGCCUGACGCCGCCAGGAAAAAAGCUCCGGUGAUCAUCAGCCUCCCUCGAGACUUCCGGCCCGUCUCCUCCAUCAUCGACGUGGACAUCCUCCCCGAGACGCACCGACGCGUUCGCCUUUACAAGCACGGCCAGGAAAAACCGCUGGGCUUCUACAUCCGUGACGGCUCCAGCGUGCGGGUCACACCACAGGGUCUCGAGAAGGUCCCGGGGAUCUUCAUCUCCCGCAUGGUGCCUGGCGGAUUGGCGGAGAGCACUGGUCUCUUGGCGGUCAAUGACGAGGUGCUGGAGGUGAACGGUAUCGAGGUGGUUGGGAAGUCUCUGGACCAGGUGACGGACAUGAUGAUCGCCAACAGCCACAACCUCAUCAUCACAGUCAAACCUGCUAACCAGCGAAAUAAUAUUGUUCGUGGUGGUGGAGGAGGAGGAGGAGGAGGAGGAGGAGGGGGGACGGCAUCCGGCAGCUCAGGACGCUCGUCAGACAGCGGCGCCAGCUACUACGGAUACUCAUCACACGGCGGGGUAGGUGCUGCUGCCUCCAUGCCAACACACAUCAUUCAAAACUUUCCUGUUGGGGAUCUGGACAGCGAUGAGGAUGAUGAAGAUCUGGUGAUCGACGCAAGAGGCGAGGCUGAGCCAAUCAGACGAGCCGCCUCCAACUACAGCAUGCCCUCGCUGCCUCGCUACGAGCCGCACUUAAACCUCCGGGCUGCUACCAGCUCCACUUCCGCCCUCUCCAUCAAUGCCAACGGGACCCUGCCAGCCAGCGGCAGCAGUGGAUCGCUAAGCAACACCAAUGCUACUUCGAGUACGCCCUCUCCUGACAGAGCAACAGAGAGGCGGAGUCUGGAGGAAGAUGGCACUGUUAUAACUCUCUAGACUGGGCAUUUACACUUUAAACACUGGGAACCACCUUAAUACUACUACACACACUUGUGGGAGUCACAGAUCAGAAAACUAGAUGAGGGAACAUCCUGGACCAUCAAACUGAGAAGCACAAUGAAAUGUGUACAUAUUUAGCCUAAAAAUUGCGCUGAAACCUUUUUUUUUUUUUUUUUUAAACAAACUUACAUGUCAAACACUUCACCCUAUGCCAAUGACCACGAGUGUGCCAUAGUGGUGACGCCCCCCUGACCCUGCAGGCGAAAAAAGAUUAGUGAAAAAGUAUAAAAUCCUCCAGAAGCACUUAUUUUUACUUUUUACUUCUUAAACUGUAAUUAUGUGAGCCUCCACUAGAGGGCAGUGAUGACAAAUAGUAUCCCAAACAUUUCCACGCAUCAGUCCAGUCCCAUAAAUAUAUGAAGGUGACGAUCAUGUGAACAGGUUAAUUCCACAUCCUAUCGUACUCACUCCCUGAAACAUUUCAUCUCACACAUUUUACGACAAUCUCUGGUUGUUUUUUGGCCUUAUCCUCCCACUCUCUCAGCCCUGCGCCGUACUAUGACCACCUCCCUUCCCCGGGUUGACAACAGCAACGUGAUUGGUUGCACGGUUGCGGUACUUUAAACUUGAUGGAGUGCCACAACGAUUGACCAAGUGCUGAGAUCUGCAAUAAUAGUGUAGCUUUUUCUGAGGAUAAACCACCUAAGAAACAAGUCUGGGUCCAUUUGUGACUCGGAUGCUUUUAACCACUGUUGUUAGCUUUUUCCUACUUUUACUUGUGUUAAUGACUGAUUGAUAAUGAAAGGUUGAUAUUUUCCAUAAUUAUUGGGAGCAAUAUAACCCCCCCUACCACAAAGCCUGCGUUUUAUGUUUUGUUUUUUUAACAAUGCAUAUACAGUAUAACACAAGUGACUGUAUGACCAGUUUCUAUUCGACCAAUUAGAAGAAGCGAUCCAUUUUAGAACCCUUCUCCUACCUGGGAGGAAAACAGAUUAGUAUCAAUUCUCUUUUCUUAUUUCCUUCACGUUACACUCUCCUGUUCUUUCACUAGUGAGGGCUAUCUCUUCUUCUGCACGUGUUCGAUUGACAAAAUGUGAAUGUGAUAUCGGUUGUUUAUUCUCUCCCUCCUUCACUCUGUCUAGACUGUGACUCGACAAACUGCAUCUCAUCUCAGUGAUGUACAUUAUAUUCAUCUGUGAUUUUCUUUUUCAGCCCUGAGUUCACUUGGAUGUGUUCUGAGACAUUCACAAAUGAAAAGUGUUCUAUCCAGUAUUUCUGCAACAUGUCUCAUUUUUUGUAUUUCCUUUCUUAUUGAUUUAAAAAAAAAAAAAACACUGAAUGAGAAUGUAAAACAACUGUACUCUGAAUAACUACUGUAUAUUGACCUCGGGUCUAAAUGGCUGAUCAAUAGCUGGACUGAAACACUCUAAACACAGAGUUUUAGAGUAAUUAAGUGAUACAUACAGUGAUACUUGAGAAACUGCUUGUAUGUCAACAUAAAGGCCGGUCUGAAUGAGGAAUAUUUAAACAAACACACAUGCAGGUACGAAUGGAUUCACGUUCUGUAUUUGAUAAAGGUGAGGCAGGUCUGUAUGACGUGGCUCUGCACUGUGAUACGCAUUUCAAUUAAAUCUUUCUCUAUUCUUGAAAGGUCCCCCAACGAGGCUGUCAGGAACUUCCUCUUGCCUAAAACUUGCUCAACUUUUAAAAAUGUAAAAAAAAAAAAAAAAAAGUCAUUAUUUCUUGUCAAAGUUGAACUUUGCAUUUUUUUAAAUACUGAAUUAAAACUCCUGACCCCUUUUGAAGUAUUUGAUUUUAGACUGUAUAAAUUACACUGACUGGACUCAUAGUGUUUUCAGAAUUGGAGUUAAUCUGAAUCUGAAAACAUUUAUUAUUUUAAUGCACCCCUAAAUCAAGAUUUAACCCAAUUAAAUUGCUGAGGAAGUUACUCAGCACCUCUUGUAUUUCUAUAAAAAUCAUGAAUUUGAACAUGUAUAAGGUUUGUUCUAUUUUGCCUUUCACGGUACACUGGAUGCUGGUGGGAUUCUGUCGUCUUUCAUUCCAAACAGUAGGCUGAUGACUGGUACUCUGAAUGGAAGACUCUUUAGAAAUCAUUGUUAAUUUAUUUGUCUUUAUUUCUAACUUUACCACAGGACACUGGGAUUGUAACCACGGCUACAUUGUUAUUUAUUCUCUAACCAUGUAUCUACAUAUUUCUGUCUCCUGUACACAUAUUAUGACUUUAUUUUUUAUAACGGAUGUGUUUUUGUUUAUUCAUGUUUGCUGAUUGGUCACAUGUUAUUGUCCAAUAGGAGAUGAUCUCUGCAGGUGAUUUUACUGUUCUGGCUGAGGCAACAGGAGGAUUGGUGCACAACAUGACUCUUUAGUUUUUUUUUUACAUACUGUGAAUUAAUCAAUAUUUGGAAUCAUAUUGUUUUUUGUGGGAGGGAAACAGUUGUAUUAGCACGACCUCAACACAAGGCUCCAUGUUUUGCUUUGUGUUACUUUUUUUUUUUAAUGUGAUCUAGCAAUGAUUUUUGCUUGCCAGAUAAAAUCUUAUGGUAUAGAUUUGUAAUGAAGAUUGUCAGUAUUUUCAUAUCGAUGAUAUAUAUGAUGUACAUUUUUAUCACAUUUAAUGAAAAUGUUACAACUGGAGAUGUAUGAGUGAUUUGUUGUACACCUGUAAUUGCUGAUUGGAGGACCCUGAUAAAAUAAACUAAUAUGUAGCAAUUUU
Molecule: messenger RNA, 4295 nt
Organism: Labrus bergylta (ballan wrasse)
Lineage: Eukaryota; Metazoa; Chordata; Actinopteri; Labriformes; Labridae
Gene: pard6b
Product: par-6 partitioning defective 6 homolog beta (C. elegans)
Biological process (GO): centrosome cycle; regulation of cellular localization; establishment or maintenance of cell polarity
Cellular component (GO): apical plasma membrane; nucleus; cell cortex
Molecular function (GO): protein binding
Source: RefSeq, a predicted model, not a curated record